Rasamsonia emersonii CBS 393.64 is the source of this 7326-nucleotide messenger RNA. RefSeq names its product Lovastatin nonaketide synthase. Bases 1 to 7326 code for a protein of 2441 amino acids. Gene Ontology annotation, molecular function: oxidoreductase activity; phosphopantetheine binding; fatty acid synthase activity. The transcript has 12 exons. Lineage: Eukaryota; Fungi; Ascomycota; Eurotiomycetes; Eurotiales; Trichocomaceae. Gene Ontology annotation, biological process: secondary metabolite biosynthetic process; fatty acid biosynthetic process. The record is from RefSeq and is a predicted model, not a curated record.
AUGGGUGACUGCGGAUUGAACGGUGUCUACACGAAUGCCACGGUCAACGGCAUCAGUCCUCUCUCGUCCUCGUCCACGUCCCACGGCACUCGGGAUCGAGAAAUGACCGUGGAGCCCAUUGCCAUCACCGGCAUCGGCCUUCGACUCCCCGGAAGGAUUCACGAUGCGUCGAGCUUUUGGAAGUUUCUGACCAGCAAAGGCAGCGGGCGCUGUCGGGUGCCGCCAGACCGCUACAAUGUCGACGCCUUCUACCGUCCUGGGAAAGCAGGGCAUACCUGUACCGAUUUCGGGUACUUCCUCGACGACGUCGACCUUGCUACCAUGGAUACGUCCUUCUGGUCCAUGUCCCGCCGAGAAGUCGAAGUCAUGGACCCCCAGCAGCGGCUGAUGCUGGAGGUCGUCUACGAAUGUCUCGAGAGCCCUGGAACGACCGACUACAAGGGCAAGGCCAUCGGCUGCUACGUGGGCGUCUUCGGCGAGGACUGGGCCGACCUGCAGGCCAAAGACACGCUGAACUCUGGCCCGUACCGCGUCCCGGGAUAUGGGGACUUUGCCAUCUCCAACCGUGUGUCCUACGAGUUUGGCUUCGUUGGGCCCAGCAUGACCAUCCGCACCGCGUGUUCCUCCUCCCUAACUGCUCUGUACGAAGCGUGUCAGGCUUUGUACGCAGGCGAGUGCUCCUCCGCUGUUGUCGGUGGCUCGAAUAUCAUCCUGUCACCUCACAUGACGGUAGCCAUGACCGAGCAAGGCGUUCUCUCUCCAACAGGAUUGUGCAAGUCGUUUGAUGCGUCUGCCGAUGGCUACGCGAGAGGGGAAGCCGUCAAUGCCAUCUAUAUCAAGAAACUGUCGGAUGCAAUCAGGGACAAAGACCCCAUUCGAGCCGUCAUUCGAUCAGCCUGUAUCAACUCGGAUGGCAAGACUGCCGGCUGGUCACUCCCAAACCCGCGCUGCCAUGAAGCUCUGAUCCGACGGAGCCAUCAGAUUGCGGGCAUUACGGACCUCUCCCAGACUGCAAUGAUCGAGUGUCAUGGCACCGGGACACCAGUGGGCGAUCCCCUUGAGGCAGGAGCCGUGGCCAACGUCUUUGGCGACUGGGGGAUUCUGAUCGGAUCAGUCAAAUCCAAUCUGGGCCAUAGCGAAGGUGCUGCCGGACUGACGGGCGUGAUCAAAAUGAUCCUGGCUCUUGAAAAUAAGGCAAUUCCACCCAACAUCAAUUUCAAGACCCCGAAUCCGAAGAUUCCCUUCGAAAGGGCCCGGAUGCGGGUUCCUGUCGAGUGCGAGGCAUGGCCUGAAGGCAAGGCCGAAAGAGUUGGCGUCAGUUCGUAUGGCAUCGGGGGAGCAAACGCACACGUUCUCCUCGACUCCGCUGCUUCAUUCGGAAUCGAAACGACCAAGAACGGACUGCAACACGAUCGACUGCCACACUUGCUUGUAUUCUCCGCAACUCAUGUAGAGUCGUUGCGCCGAAAUAUCCAAAACAUCGAGCAGUAUGUCCAGUCCCAUCCGAGUUCAAUUCGAGACCUGAGCUAUACCCUCUGCUGUCGUCGCGAGAGAUUCCGCCACAGAGCAUUCGCCAUCUCAAAUGCCACCGAAGAUGCCAGUCUAGACAUUUCCGGCCUCAAAAAGGCAAGCCAGUCACCGACGAUAGUGUUCGUGUUCACCGGUCAAGGAGCUCAGUAUGCGCAAAUGGGCAAGGAUCUUUUCCUCCACAACGCCGUCUUUGUCGAGACAAUCAAGAAGCUCGAUGCAGCACUCAAAUCCAUCGAUGCUUCGAUAUCAUGGAGUUUGGAAGAAGAGCUGUUGAGAGCAGAGGACGAGUCGAGGCUUUCGGAAGCCCUGUUUUCGCAGCCCUGUUGCACCGCCAUUCAAAUCGCUCUGGUCGAUGUGCUGCGAUCCAUAAACGUGCACCCCACGGCUGUGGUCGGCCACUCGUCUGGAGAAAUCGCCGCUGCAUACGCCUGUGGAAGUCUCUCUGCCGCUGAUGCGAUUGCUGUUGCUUACCAUCGAGGGCAAGUCAGCGCAAAGAUGGAAAAGGAAGGUAAAGGAGGCAUGCUUGCCGUGGGACUGAGCCGGGAUGCCGUGUUGAAGUAUCUGACCAAGGGGAUUGCGGUUGGAUGCGAGAAUAGUCCUGAUAAUGUCACUCUCACGGGUGAAUCAGACGUCCUGGACUCCGUCGCGCAGUCAAUCCAGAACGAGCACCCUGAUGUCUUGAUACGCCGACUUCGCGUUAAGUGCGCCUAUCAUUCCUCGCGGAUGAAGGGUGUGGAGGACGAAUAUCUGUCAAGAAUGAAUGUUAAGACAAGGAAUCUUACGGCCACAUUUUUCUCCUCUGUCACAGGGGAGAAGGUCAUGAGCGGAGACCUCCUAGGGCCAUCGUACUGGUGUAGCAACCUGACCUCUCCAGUACUCUUUAGCCGUGCAGUCUCCCGACUCCUCGAGGACGUGUCUCCGAAUUCGGUCUUCGUCGAAGUCGGACCGCAUUCAGCGCUGUCAGGACCUUUGCGGCAGAUAUCACAGCAUGUAGUCAGACCAAUACAGUGCAUCUCGACUUUGGUUCGAAAAACCAAUUCCCACGAGGCUAUUCUUCGAACCGCAGGACAGCUCUUCCAGGUAGGCGCCCCGAUCGAUUUGUCGCCUCUCAACCCUGAAGGAGGACGGGUGCUGCACGACUUGCCCACUUAUGCAUGGAACCAUGAGGGCCGCUACUGGUCCGAAUCUCGUCUCAUGAGAGGCUGGCGAAUGCGAGAGUUUCCUCGUCACGAUCUCCUCGGCAUAAGAAUCACGGAUGGGAGCGAUCUGGAACCAACAUGGCGAAAUGUCCUUCGUCUCAACGAUACCCCCUGGUUGCGAGAUCAUGAUAUCAUGGGCGAAACUGUGUUCCCUGCAGCGGGUUAUGUUUCGAUCGCCGGCGAGGCCAUCCGUCAACUCACGGGCUCUUCUGAUUUCAGCGUUCGGAAUGUGAAUAUCCUCACGGCGAUGGUCCUGCAAAAAGAUGCCUCGGCCGAGAUUGUCACUCAAUUCCGCCCGGUAAGGCUCACGACGACACUGAAUUCAUCAUCAUGGUAUGACUUCACCAUCGCGUCUCUUCUGGACGGCAAAUGGACCAGGAACUGCACCGGUCAAGCUCGUCCAGGGCGCGACUUCGCCAUCCCAGCGGCCCAUCCAGAGCCAGGCGUUCGUCUAGUCGAACCAGACGUGUGGUACCGAGUGAUGAAGAAGUUCGGUUUCAAUUAUGGCCCCCGUUUCCACGGUCUCAGGGAUAUCACUUCCAGUAUCACCGAGAGGAAAGCCACGGCCAGGGUCGACGAUUUUGUCGAUGUCGACAAUCUCGAGAGUCCAUACACAAUGCAUCCCUGCACGAUCGACUGCAUUUUCCAGCUGUUCAGCGUCGCGCAAUGUCAGGCCAUCCCGAGAUUGUUUGAUCAUUUGGCUGUGCCGACCUCCAUUGAAGAAUUAUAUGUCUGCUCUCCCAGCUCCACUAUAUCAGUUCAAGCAUCCGCCAACCCAAUGCCGAAAGGCGGUUUCUUCGGUGACGCAGUUGGCUUCUGUGGGGAUCAAGUGGUCUUUCACCUCCGAAACAUGCGCCUCUCCCGAUUGACGGACGGCGAGGAGAGAAGAGGCGUUGAUCUCCAUGCAGGGGCCCAGUUGGUGUGGAAGCCGGAUGUCGACUUUAUGGACGUCACUUCGUUGAUACGUCCGCUUCAAGACAGCGCCGCUGACAACACGCACCUUCUCAUCGAAGAGCUUGCUUUAACAUGUAUGAUCGAGACAGAAUACCGUGUGCAGAACAAGGUCGCCUCUCAGCCGCACUAUGCCAAGUUCCAGGGAUGGCUGCGAUUGCAAAGAUCGAACGCCGAGCAGGGUCUCUACGAGCAUGUACCUGGAUGCGCUGGAAUUGUCACCAUGUCUUCUGAAAAGCGAGUCCAGCAUGUUCACAAGUUGCUCGAAAAAGCUCUGCUCACCGAAGGCAAAAAGGCCGCGACGGCGAUUUCCAGUGUUUUUGAAGAAGUGGUGAAUAUCUUUGACGACAAAGUCAACCCAUUGGAACUGCUGCUCAAAGACGAUCUUCUUGCGGACAUCUACCACUUCAGACCUCUCUGCGACUAUGCGGACUUCUUCCGAUUGUUGGCACACUCCAAGCCCAACAUGAAGAUCCUGGAGAUCGGUGCUGGGACCGGAGGCAUGACGGCCACGAUCCUCCCAGUUCUCAAAAACUCAAGCCCGCGUGGAGAGCGCAUGUACGGUUCCUAUACCUAUACCGACCUCUCAGCGGGGUUCUUCGUUGCAGCAAAAGAGCGGUUCAAGGAUUAUGACGCCAUAACAUAUCGCGUCCUGGACAUUUCCGCCGACCCAAUUGUGCAGGGAUUCGACAGUGAAUCGUACGACUUAAUCGUGGCAUCGAAUGAGUUAAGCCCGACUACGAAAUGGGUCAACUAUGUCAUGGGUCUUCUUCCUGGAUGGUGGUUGGGCGAGGCUGACAAUCGCCCUACAGAACCCUAUGUCAGCCCAGCGCGGUGGGAUAUCGAAUUGCGAAAUUCGGGAUUUUCUGGCGCCGAGGCUGUCGUGUACGAUGGAUAUCUCAAUGCGCACAUCAUCUCCAGCCCCCGGAAGGAAUCGCAGAACGCUCUUGAGAAGCGGGUCACAAUUCUUCGGCAGUCGAAGCCCAGCAGCGUUGCAGACUCUUUGCAUGUUUACUUGGAAAACAACGGCUUCCAAAUCAAUAUUCGAUUCCUUGGCGGCGAAAAAGUGCCCUUUGGUCAGCCUGUCGUCUCUGUACUGGACCUCGAAGAAGAGCCUUUUAUCCAUUCUCUCACGUCAGAUCGGUUUGACCAGUUCAAAGCCCUUCUUCUUUCGGAGUUGGAAGGGUGUCCUGCCACCCUGUGGGUAACCAGGCCUUGCCAGGUAGCAUGUACAGACCCGCGAUACGCGAUGAUCCUAGGACUGGCCAGGACGAUUCGCACGGAAUUGGCAAUGAACUUUGCGACGCUUGAGCUGGAUUCGUUCGACGAAGCAGCCUGGUCGGCCUGUACGAAGGUGAUCGAUAAACUGAUGGAAAGAUCACCAGACGAGGUCCUUAAUCCCGUCAUGGAGUUUGUAUACUCGUCUGGCACCGUUCUGACGGGCAGAUUCUAUCCAGUCGUUGUGGGCGAUGAGCUUCUUGACAAAGCGCCAUCUACCAAAUCUGUUAUCAAGAAACUCGACAUUGGAAAGCGAGGGUUCUUGCAAACCCUAGCCUGGAAACAGAGCACAAUAGAGCCACCACAACACGACGAUUGGGUUGAAGUUGAAACGCGGGCAGUUGGACUGAACUUUAGGGACGUUCUCACCGCAAUGGGCGUCGUCGAAGCCAAAGACCUUGGCGUCGAGUGUUCCGGCAUCGUCACGCGCAUCGGACCUGAAGUAAAGGCUCUGGCUCCAGGCGACCAUGUCGUAGUCUUUUCUGGAGGCACUUUUUCUUCGGCCCUGAUGACAACAGAACGGCUGUGUGCCAAAAUAGCUGCAAAUCUGAGCUUUGUCGAAGCGGCCGCCCUGCCUUGCGUUUUUGCAACAGUGAUCCAUUCCCUGAUGGAUGUUGCUCGGCUGAAAAAAGGCCAUAUAUACUGUACCGUCGGCAGCGCAGCCAAGGUGGAAUACCUCCAAAACACAUUAGGUAUACCGCGCGAGCGCAUAUUCAACUCCAGAGACAAUACGUUCUUGCGCGAUGUGCUGGCCGCAACGGACGGUCGAGGUGUUGACGUUGUUCUGAACUCGCUAUCGGGAGAACUCCUCCAUGCAUCGUGGAAGUGCGUCGCCGAGUUCGGCACGAUGGUCGAGAUUGGAAAGAGGGAUUUCAUCGGCAAAGCGAGCCUUGCCAUGGACGCGUUCGAGUCGAAUCGGUCGUUUGUGGGAGUGGAUUUCACCAGGAUCUGUGCACAGAGGCCGGAAAUCACUCAAGAGCUUCUCAAACGGUGCAUGGAGUACUUCCAGCAAGGAUCCAUCACUCCACUUCCUACGAAAGAGUUCGAAGCCGCCCAUGUCGAGCAGGCAUUCCGAUACAUGCAGAAAGGGACCCAUAUCGGGAAGGUCGUGGUGACCAUGCCCGAAUCCAGUGCAGAGCUCCCCUCGACUCCGGCCGUCAAGCAGCUGAGCUUCCGAUCCGAAGGAUGUCACAUCAUCGUCGGGGGAUUGGGUGGUCUGGGCCGACCGGUGAGUGCGUGGAUGGUCAUGCAUGGAGCAAGGCAUCUGGUCUUCUUCUCCAGAUCCUCAGGAAAGAAUCCGCAUCACGAAGCAUUUGUCUCCGAGCUGCGGUCACAGAACUGCCGAGUGGAUUUGGUCGCGGGCGAUGUAUCGAGCGCGGAUGAUGUGGACUCGCUCGUCAGGGAUCUUGACGUGAACGUCGCUGGAGUUAUGCAGGCUUCGAUGGUUCUCAAGGCAUUGACUGGACGACAGGAUGUCUCGCUCUCGAAGAUGACAUUCAACGACUGGCAGACGGUUGUUUCACCCAAGGUGCAAGGGACCUGGAAUCUGCACAACGCCCUCGAGAAAUGUCAAAAGAAACCGGACUACUUUGUACUCUUCAGCUCGACCUCCGGUCUCGUAGGGCAGUGGGGGCAGGCCAACUACGCGGCAGGAAAUACUUUCUGGACGCAUUCGUCCAGUUUCGACAUUCGGGUCAUGGAAGAUGUAGGAUAUGUCAGUCGCAACGACUACCUUCUCGAGCACUUCCGCUCGACGGCCACGCAUACCCUGCAGGAACAGGAUCUGUUGGAGUCGCUUCACUUGAUGAUCGAUCGUUCUCUACCGUCAGCUCCCGAAGAAUUUGAUUCCAGCGCGUACACCAGCAAGAGCCAGCUCUGCAUCGGUCUCCGCACGACUCUCCCACUCAGCUUGCCCAACAAUCGGACUGUUUGGAAACGAGAUCCACGCAUGGCUAUCUACCAUAACCUCAGCUCGCAAGAUCGUGCCAAGUCCGACACCCACAGGGACGAUGACGAGGCGCUCAAACAAUUCCUGGUAGAAGCAAACAGGAGACCGGCCAUGCUUCAGACGCCGGGUUCAGCCGAGUUUCUCGCCCAGCACAUCGGACGGAUGUUGUUCGGCUUCAUGCUGCGCGAUCUCUCAGACAUCGACUACGAUGUCUCUCUCCCCGCGCUGGGAGUAGACUCGCUCGUCGCCAUCGAGCUGCGGAACUGGUUCAAGCUGAAACUGGGCCUGGACGUCACCGUACUGGAGAUCCUCGGUGGAGCGAGCCUCACGCAGUUGGGCCAGAUGUCCGCCAACAAUCUGGCGAAGAGAGCAGCAGCCACUUCCUCUACGGAUCCGUCAGAGUCUGUGGGUGUGAUGUAA